AUGGACAGAUUCAUUGGAAACACUGGUGUUAUUGUCAUUGCUGCCACCAACAGACUUGAGAUUCUUGAUUGUGCAUUGCUUAGACCUGGCAGGUCUUUCAUUCUCAAAGCAUCGAAAACCUUGAUCAAGGAAGGAGCAAUUGGCAGAGUGGUAGAAAGGGUAGGAUUCAUCCCAAAUCUAGUUACCAUCAUAAACAUUGCAUUGAUCGCCCUUUUUAGAGAGAAAUUGAACCAGUGGAGGAGUAGUGGAAGAAGAAGAAGAAGUAGCGUAGUUUCCCAAGAACGUAAGCCUCUGUAG
Messenger RNA from Arachis stenosperma, 297 nucleotides. RefSeq lists its product as uncharacterized. The coding region runs from base 1 to 297 and encodes 98 amino acids. The transcript is spliced from 2 exons. The record is from RefSeq and is a predicted model, not a curated record. Gene Ontology annotation, molecular function: ATP binding; ATP hydrolysis activity. Lineage: Eukaryota; Viridiplantae; Streptophyta; Magnoliopsida; Fabales; Fabaceae.